This is a messenger RNA of Cokeromyces recurvatus, 2860 nucleotides long. RefSeq names its product PRP1 splicing factor, N-terminal-domain-containing protein. Gene Ontology annotation, molecular function: protein binding. The record is from RefSeq and is a predicted model, not a curated record. The coding region runs from base 53 to 2767 and encodes 904 amino acids. Lineage: Eukaryota; Fungi; Mucoromycota; Mucoromycetes; Mucorales; Mucoraceae. The transcript has 2 exons. Gene Ontology annotation, cellular component: catalytic step 2 spliceosome; U4/U6 x U5 tri-snRNP complex. Gene Ontology annotation, biological process: spliceosomal tri-snRNP complex assembly; mRNA splicing, via spliceosome.
UUUUUUUUUCUUUCGUUUGUUUGUUUCCUUUAAAUUUAAAUCCAUUAGACCAAUGUUUGGAGCAGUCAAAGAUUUCAUGGGAAAACCAGCACCACCCAACUAUGUUGCGGGUUUGGGUCGUGGUGCAACAGGCUUUACAACACGAUCUGAUAUUGGUCCAGCUAGAGAAUCUGUUAUUGAAGCUGAUCCUUUGAAAGACAUGUCAACUGGUGAUGAUGAUGAUGACGAGCGUUUCCAAGAUCCUGAUAAUGAAGUCGGUCUUUUUUCUACUGCUCCUUAUGAACAAGACGAUGAAGAGGCUGAUAGAGUUUGGGACAUGAUCGAUGCUAAAAUGGAUGAACGUCGUAGAGCUCGUCGUGAACAACGAGAACGUGAAGAGUUGGCCAAAUAUCGUAAGGAACGACCCAAGAUCUCUCAACAAUUUGCUGAUCUUAAACGCCAAUUAUCAACUAUUGAUGAAUCUGAAUGGGCAGCUAUUCCUGAAGUUGGAGAUCUAGUGGGUAAAAAUCGAAAGCGUAGUAAGGUACCUGAACGUUUUACACCUAUGUCAGAUACGAUGAUUGCUGCAGCGAGAGAUAAAUUGGGAUAUAGUCAGACAUUAGAUGCAACAGAGCAACAGUUAGGUGGUAUUGCAACACCCGAUGUUUUGAAUUUUAGAGAAAUUGGACAGGCUCGUGAUAAGGUAUUAGGUCUUAAGCUGGAUCAAGUAUCAUCCGAUUCAGUCUCGGGUAAAACAACGGUAGACCCUAAAGGUUAUUUGACAGAUCUUAACAGUGUAGUUAUUAAAAGUGAUGCGGAAAUUGGCGAUAUUAAGAAAGCUCGUCUUCUGUUGAAUUCAGUUAUUACAACAAAUCCCAAGCAUGCACCUGGUUGGAUUGCAGCAGCUCGUUUAGAAGAAGUCGCUGGUCGACCCGUUCAUGCUCGCAACAUUAUUGCUAAGGGAUGUGAACAAUGCCCUAAAAAUGAAGAUGUCUGGCUUGAAGCAGCUCGUCUCAAUACUUCUGACAAUGCUAAAAUUAUAUUAGCUGAUGCUGUUCGCCAUUUACCUCAAUCCGUUAAGAUUUGGCUAAAGGCUGUAUCAUUAGAAACUGAAACAAAAGCCAAAAAGAAAGUAUUGCGUCGAGCUCUUGAGUUUAUUCCUAAUUCAGUCAAGUUGUGGCGCGCUGCCGUUAAUAUGGAAGAAAACCCUGAUGAUGCAAAAGUAUUAUUGUCAAGAGCAGUUGAACUUGUACCACUUAGUGUUGAUCUUUGGUUAGCUUUAGCUCGUCUUGAAAGUUAUGAAAAUGCGCAGAAGGUUCUGAAUAAGGCACGUGCAGCAAUACCCACAAGCCACGAGAUUUGGAUUGCAGCUGCUCGUUUACAAGAAGAACAUGGUAAGCUUGAAAUGGUUGAUCGUAUUAUUGCCCUUGGUGCCAAAGCUUUGGCCCAAUCAGGUGUUGUUUUGGAUCGUGAACAAUGGAUUGAAGAAGCAGAACGAUGUGAAAAGAAUGGAUCCGUAGUAACAUGUCAAGCUAUUAUUAAGGCAACAAUCGGAAUGGGUGUUGAAGAAGAAGAUCGCAAAUCAACUUGGAUGGAGGAUGCUGAGAGUUGUAUCUCUCAUGGGGCUAUUCAAACUGCACGAGCCAUAUAUGCUCAUGCUCUUAAGGAAUUUCCUGGGAAGGCAUCUAUCUGGCAACAAGCAGCCUAUCUCGAAAAAAGCCAUGGUACACCACAAAGCCUUGAAGAAUUAUUGCAGCGUGCAGUUAAAUAUUGUCCUCAGGCUGAAGUGCUUUGGUUAAUGGGUGCCAAAGAGAAAUGGAUGGCAGGUGAUGUUGAAAGUGCACGUACAAUUUUAGAAGAGGCCUUUAGAGCAAAUCCCAAUAGUGAACAAAUCUGGUUAGCUGCUGUUAAAGUUGAAAGUGAGAAUGAUGAAUACGAUCGUGCAAGAAAACUUUUGGAAUUGGCACGUAAGGAAUCAGGUACCGAACGCGUUUGGAUGAAGUCUGUUAUGCUAGAGCGACAAAUGGAAAAUUAUGAGCAAUGUAACAUUCUACUAAACGAAGCUCUCGAAAAAUUCCCUACAUUUGAUAAAUUAUGGAUGAUAAGAGGACAAUUGGAGGAGUCACAAGAUAAUUUACCAAAGGCACGUGAGGUUUACAAUCAGGCCGUUAAGAACUGUCCUAAGAGCACAACACUUUGGAUUCUUUUGGCUUUGUUGGAAGAAAAACUGGGCAUGCUAACCAAGGCCCGUGCUUCCCUUGAAAAGGCACGUUUCAUUAAUCCUAAGAAUCCUGAUCUUUGGGUUCAAGCAAUUCGUAUUGAAAAGCGUAAUAAUAAUGUGAGUGUUGCAAAAUCAAUGGCAGCUAAGGCUUUACAGGAAUGCCCUACAUCAGGGCUUAUUUGGACAGAAGUAAUAUUUAUGGAAGCAAGACCACAACGUAAGGCACGUAGCGUGGAUGCCCUUAAGAAAUGUGAGCAUGACCCUAUCGUAGUGACAGCUGUUGCACGCUUAUUUUGGACAGAUCGUAAAAUUGAAAAGGCUCGAAACUGGUUCCAAAAGGCAAUACAAAUUGAUCCAGAUCAAGGUGAUUCUUUUGCUUGGUGGUAUAAGUUUGAAUUACAACAUGGUACUAAGGAACAGCAGGAGAUUUGUGUAAAGAGAUGUAUAACAGCAGAACCUCGUCAUGGUGAAUUUUGGCAAGCUGUAGCUAAAGAUGUAAAGAAUAUUGGAAAAAAGACAGAGGACAUACUAAAGCUUUGUGCUGAUAAGUUGGAAUUAGUGAAAUAAAAAAAAAUUCAUUUGUAAAUGAUUUUCAUAAUAACAUUUUCUAUUUAUUUUUUUAAAAAAUAAAAUAAAUUAUAACCAUUAAUUGAAAAAAGG